AUGUUGGCUUUAGUAGCUAUCUUAAUUUCAAUGAUCACUAUCAUAUAUGGUCGAAUUCUGUUGUAUAAUACAGAAAAUAAAUCGAUUGUUGAAAAAUUUGAUUGUGUUUAUUAUGUAACUGAUGAUGGGCAAGAAAUUCCAUAUUGUCAACGUCUUCGUGCCACUCAACGUAUCGAUCAAAAUUGGAAUGAAUGUCAGAAUCAAGGCGAGAAAAUGUCAUUUCAUGAUCUAAUCAGUAAGAAAAUCGAACCAAAUGAAGUUCUUACAUGGAGCUCAAGCAUUGAAAUGGUUGAUAUUUAUGCCGGUAUCUUUUAUAACGAAUCAUUAUUUGAAGAUAUUGAUCACCAAUUUCUUUGUAAAUGUAUCAAACGAGGAACAUUCGGAAAGUAUUGCCAGUAUGAAUUGACACAUGAAACAAUAAAAUUUAGUCAAGCCAUUGAUAUUCAAUUUAAACAAAAAGAAACUGGUGAUCCAUGGAAUACUCAAAGAUAUGGAAAGAUUCUUUGCUAUGAAACAUUGCCUUUACAAUUCUAUGGACUCUGUCUCGAUUGGCGAGAUAUUUGCGAUGGUAAUCCACAGUAUUUCAAUGGUCUUGAUGAAGAGAAUUGCGACAAGUUAGAAUUCAACGAAUGUGAAGAUGAUGAGUUUCGAUGCACAAAUGGUAUGUGUAUUCCGGAAGAAUUCUGGCUUGAUGGCUAG
Messenger RNA from Rotaria sordida, 699 nucleotides. The record is from the annotation of a GenBank genome assembly. Lineage: Eukaryota; Metazoa; Rotifera; Eurotatoria; Philodinida; Philodinidae.